Ctenopharyngodon idella (grass carp) is the source of this 3389-nucleotide messenger RNA. It is a transcript of the gene foxn4, whose product is annotated as forkhead box N4. NCBI's taxonomy places the organism in Eukaryota, Metazoa, Chordata, Actinopteri, Cypriniformes, Xenocyprididae. Bases 1114 to 2766 code for a protein of 550 amino acids. The transcript is spliced from 10 exons. The record is from RefSeq and is a predicted model, not a curated record. Gene Ontology annotation, biological process: regulation of transcription by RNA polymerase II. Gene Ontology annotation, molecular function: DNA-binding transcription factor activity, RNA polymerase II-specific; transcription cis-regulatory region binding.
CAGGAUUUGAAACCUAUAUCUCAAAAUUCAAAAAGUUUCCUGAAGUAAUAUUUAAAGACAAAUAGGAAAUAUAUAUUACAUUAUAAAGAACUGUGGAAUUCUUUUCUCUGGUUGUUGCAUUGAAUUUAUUUUGGAUUCCUUUCUCCACUAUCUAGCUACUAUACAUAAUAGCCUAGUAAACUGUAAUCUCACUAUUGUUAAUUACAAUAAUACCAAUACCUGUAAUUAUAAGCAGCACCGUGAUAAUUAGAUAUGUGCACGUAGUUAAUUUGCUUAACUCGGCAUUUCUUGGUUACAAAUAGAAUAGCCUGCUGUAAACGGUUUUAAAAUACUUUACGUGCUGUAAUAUCAUCAUUUGCUGUCUUUCAUAUUUAUUUCGCACACAGGAGAGCUAACUCACUGCGUGCUAUUACAUUUUCAACCAGGAGGCGAGCCUGUCAUAUCUGUGUGAUAUCUGUCAUGUCCAGCGCGCGCCACUCAGUGCGUUUUUCCCGCCGCAGUGUAACCAAACGACGCGGCUUCAAAGGCGGUUAAAUCACGAGCAGUAGACUGAACUACAGCUCAUAUUAGGACAGAAUAUCACACAGAACCGCACGGAGAGGAUGUGUCUUUAUUUAGGUCUGUUCAAAAAAUAAUGUUCCUACAUUUAGAUAGGUGAACAAUAAUAUCAGGGAACUGUUAUUUGUAUUAUUUUGCGUUGCCUAUGGCUACAGGGGAACAUGGAAAUCACUGCUGAAUUUGUUACAGUACUCUGGAUUAUAGGAGUUUGUAUUCGUUUUCUCCGAGUUUAUGGGAAUCUAUAGUGUAUAAAACGAUGACUCAAAUAGAGACAGAGGAUUUUGUCUGAACUCUCAACUUUGUUUUUAUUUUUGUGGAAGAAAAGUUGCACCGGACUUUGAAAAAGCGCACCUGUGGACUACCGCACAAAGAACGGAAGAAAUAAAACAAGUCUCUGAGGAAGAAAAGUAUUGAUUAAAUUAAAAACACUGGAAACAGUAGGUGAGAUGCUCUGACAGAUAAUCUGCGUGAUUGUGGAGGCAAGGCAACAGCUGUCAGUCAGAGCACGAGACCCCCUCCCUUCGUCACUGCUCGCGCUGCGUGUGCACAGUGCGCAUGACCGUCAAGAGCGAACCGCACGGACGAGGGAAAUUUAAAAAACGGUUUUUUCUUGCGGGACAACAAGUGCCCCGACCAACAGUAGAGCUUUCCUCCGUCUCGUUACCCAAGAUUUUCUAUACCCCAGAACAACUUCAGCAGAAACAGAAGAUGAUUGAAAGUGGAAUUACAAGCAGGAUGUCGGGAAUUCAUGAAAACCCUGGACAAAGUCACCACACCUCUGCACAAGACUACAGACUCCUGACUACUGACCCUUCACAGCUAAAGGACGAGCUGCCUGGUGAUCUUCAGUCCCUGUCCUGGCUCACCUCUGUGGAUGUUCCCCGGCUGCAGCAGAUAGGGGGUGGACGGCCUGACUUCGCCAGCUCUGCUCAGAACAGCCUGCUGGAGCGGCAGACAGCUCAGCUGAAUAGCAUGACGGUAGCAGGAGGAGCGGGAUCUGCGAUUCAUCUACAGAAUGAAAUGCAACACAGCCCUCUGGCCAUCAACAGCAUGCCCCAGUUUUCCCCUGGGUUUCCUUGUGCCACAUCAGUGUACCAAACCGCCCCUCAGCAAGUGCUCACUUUCACUCAGGCAAACCAACAGUGUUCUCCCGGUGGACUUUAUGGCAACUACAACAGCCAGAGUCUGUUUCCUCAGCCUCGUAUUACUGCUCACAACCAGGACCUGCAGCCCAAGACUUUCCCUAAACCCAUCUAUUCUUACAGCUGUCUGAUUGCCAUGGCUUUGAAGAACAGCAAAACAGGCAGCCUUCCUGUUAGUGAGAUUUACAGCUUUAUGAAAGAGCACUUCCCUUAUUUCAAGACAGCACCCGAUGGAUGGAAGAACUCUGUACGCCACAACCUGUCCUUGAACAAGUGCUUUGAGAAGGUGGAGAACAAGAUGAGUGGUUCCUCCAGAAAAGGCUGUCUUUGGGCACUCAAUCCUGCAAAGAUCGACAAGAUGGAGGAAGAGAUGCAGAAAUGGAAACGCAAAGAUCUCCCAGCUAUCCGUCGCAGCAUGGCCAACCCAGAUGAAUUAGACAAACUCAUUACAGACAGACCGGAAAGUUGCAGACAGAAGUCCGUUGAUACUGGCAUGACUCGCUUGCCCAGCUGCCCACCAGGACCGACCCUUCCGAUAGCAGCUCAGAUGCAGCCCCAGCCAGUGGUCACUCUGUCUCUACAGUGUCUCCCCAUGCACCAUCACCUUCAACUGCAGCUCCAGAAUCAGUCUCGCUUGGCUCCGGCCUCCCCUGCUCCUGCUCAGACACCCCCACUCCACACCGUCCCUGACAUGACAAACAGCUCCCGCCCCCAGCAUCCUACCAAGCAACACAGCGACUUCUACACGAUUCACACUGACAUGAAUUCAGAGGUGGACGCGCUGGACCCAAGUAUUAUGGACUUCACAUGGCAAGGAAACCUGUGGGAGGAGAUGAAGGAUGACAGCUUUAACCUGGAGGCAUUAGGUACUCUCAGUAACUCCCCACUUCGGCUGUCUGACUGUGAUCUGGACACUGGCAAUGUCACGCCUGUGUCCAAUGCAGGAGGACUGCCUUACCCAGACCUGCAGGUGACAGGCCUCUACUCUUCAUACUCAGCCAUAGAUGCCCUUUCUAACCAGUACAUGAACACACAAGGAGGAACAAAGCCUAUUGUUUUGCUUUAAUUGCACCCACAAGAAAUAAAGCAAGCUGAGCUUUACUCCACAGGAUCUAUAAAGCUUUUCAAUCCUAUAGCAUUUAUGGUGAUGUAACAGUGUUCGGUGGUGAAAUUUGCAUUGACUAUAUUGAUAGCAUUGAAUGCAUUGGAUUUUAAGGGACCAAAUCAGCAAUUAUGUUUUUUAGAGAAUUUGCAUGGUGAGAGAGUGUGAUUUAUAAGGGGUUUAAAGAUUUUCUAUAGAACAGUCCAGUGCAGAUCGCAAUACUGGCAUCAUGGCCAAACAUCAUCAUAAGUAACGACAGUGCUGCUUUCAUUAUAAACCUAAUGCAAAUUGCGAGUUAUCACAACACUAAAGGAACAAAGGAAAAAUAAUGGGAAUUAUGAUUUUGGGUUUGUUGCCAAGCUUUUUUCUGUACCAUAAAAGAAACUUGUUUUCUUCUCAUUUCGUCCAUUUAAUUGUUAGCCUUAUAACUGUAGUCGUGUGUCUUUUGUUGUACUGUGAUAGACACUGUAUCUGCUCUUUUAAUGUUUAUUUAUAUUUAUGAAAAGAGCUGAAAUGGUGACAUGAAUCAUUUUUUAUUGUACAUAUCUAAAUAUUUCAAAUGCAAGCAAUAAAAUUUCACAUUCAGA